This is a messenger RNA of Cheilinus undulatus (humphead wrasse), 2705 nucleotides long. It is a transcript of the gene lsr, whose product is annotated as lipolysis stimulated lipoprotein receptor. The coding region runs from base 173 to 2035 and encodes 620 amino acids. The transcript has 11 exons. The record is from RefSeq and is a predicted model, not a curated record. Gene Ontology annotation, cellular component: tricellular tight junction; plasma membrane. NCBI's taxonomy places the organism in Eukaryota, Metazoa, Chordata, Actinopteri, Labriformes, Labridae. Gene Ontology annotation, biological process: tricellular tight junction assembly; establishment of blood-brain barrier.
GGGCAGGUACUCCUUUAACCUACAGCGUAGAAGACACAAAAUGGAGUUGGAACUACCUGGUUGAGCAAAGUGCGGUUACGUUUAAUAAAAUAUGUAACUUGUAGUAUUGUUAGCAUAGUUAGCGAAAUAGUGAAAUUUACAAGACUGAGACUCCGACGAAAAAGGAUAAAGGAUGUUUUGGACGUUAUUCAUCGCCGCCUUGAUGGCGACAGAGUCCAUCCUGGCCAUUUCAGUCCAGACCACUACAAAGAGACACAUUGUCAUCCUCUUCCAGCCAGUCACACUCACCUGUACCUACCAGACAAGUUCCACCCAGCCUCCUGUUGUUCAAUGGAAGUACAAAUCAUAUUGCAGGGACCCCAUCCAGGCUGCACUGAAUCCCAGCAGCGCAGAGAACAUCUUAUCCCAGAACAACCCCAACUAUGACCCCAACAUUGAGUGUGCCGACAGCCAGAGGACGGUGCGUAUAGUGGCCUCCAAGCAAGGCACUGCUACCACUCUCGGAAAGGAAUACCAGGGUCGCCAGAUCAGCAUCCUGAAUGAUGCUGAGUUGCACUUUGGGCAGACAGCGUGGGGUGACAGUGGUGUGUACAUCUGCUCUGUGAUCUCGCCCACGGACGUUUCAGGAAACAAUGAAGACUACACAGAGCUAAUUGUUCUUGAGAGAAAGUCAGAUACUACUGACCUCCUGCCUGAGAUUGACUUACUGGUUAUGGAAGACUGGCUCCUUGUUGUUCUGGUUGUUUUCGGCUUCCUGCUGUUGCUGCUACUGAUCGGGAUCUGCUGGUGUCAGUGCUGUCCACACACCUGCUGCUGCUACAUCAGCUGCCCCUGCUGCCCCGAACGCUGCUGCUGCCCACGAGCAUUGUACGAGGCAGGAAAAGCAGUGAAGAAAGGUGUUCCCAGUCAGUAUGCACCCACCCUUUAUGCUCCCAGUAUGUAUGCUCAGCCACCAUAUGGUGGCUCUGCGGUGAACCAGCCUGCUAUACCCCUUCUUCCCCUACCAAACGGCGUUGGCCCUGCACCACCACAAAAUGGUUACGGACGUGAAUAUGACGGUGCCAGCUCAAUCGGACAGGGCUCCCAGGUGCCACUGCUGCAUGACCAGGACACUGGAGGAGACCACACUCGGAGUGGCUACCGUAUCCAAGUGGACCCUGAAGGAAACGCAACACGUGCCAUUUACUACAUGGAGAAGGAGCUGUCAAAACUAGACCCAUCCAGACCGGCCAACUACAACCGCUUGGAUAACAUGAGUGAAGUCAGCUCUCUGCACGAUGCCUUGGACCCUCGAGGUCGGGGGGGUCGAUCCCAGCCACCACCUCUGGCUACAGUCUAUGACCAAGAUGAAGCCAUGAGCACCAUCAGCAGUGUUUCCCAGCAGGGACGCCGGCGUGAUGACUACCCACGCCGAGGCUACAUGGGGGACCGUGCACGAGCUCGCUCCAUGGACAACCUGGACGACAUCGGACGCCGCUACGGCCGAGAUGACUAUGCACCGAGACGUCCUGGUGAACCGAGAGGCAGGAGAGGUUCUGAUGACGGCUGGAGCAGCAGUGCCCGCAGUGGCUACGACCGAGACUUUGACGACCGAAGACGGCGUGACUACUCCCCUGAUGAUCGCAGGAGAGAUGACAGAGGAGGCUACGGAGGCCUUCCAGGGAGACGCAGCCGUAGCCGUGACGAUCUGAUGGACCUGGAGAGGGAUCAGCGGUUUGGUGGUGCAAGGGGUCGGCGAGAUGAUUAUGAUGACAGCUUCCUGCGAGAAGCAAUGGAGAGGAAGAAGCUUGGGGAGCAGCAGAGGUCACGAAGCCGUGAUCGGCUCGAGAGUGAGAGUGACCGCUCGGAUCGGGGUAGGGCGCCACGUGGACCUCCCCCACUUCCUCAAAACCCACCUGCUGGAUACCCUGGUCGCCGUGAUGAUUACCCACCACCUCCUCCUCCCCCGUACAGCGAUGAUGAGAGUGUGUCGUCUUCUAAGAAAAGCAACCUGCGCAAGAAUGGAGCUGUGAGUCGAGAGAGCCUGGUUGUUUAAAACCAAUCAUUACAGGAGCCGCCUGUCCAACCCUGCAGCUUUUUUUUACUAACCAUAAGACUGUAAAUACAACUAAUUCACUGAGCUAAUUUGGAUUUAUAUAGAAUUAUUUUACUGAACUUUUCAUGAUGAAUGUGUUUGAAAGCUUUUCUUACAGGGAAGAGGUGCACUGAUGAAAUGUUGCAUCUUCUCGUGUAUAAAAACAUUGUGGCUGCCACAAGUGCCUUAAAUUUGUAUAGAAUUUUGUUUUAGACGUGAAAGUUGACUAGAUUAAUGAUCAUGUCUAGAUCUUAAGUCAUAUUCACAUUAGUUUAAAGUUUCAUGUUUUUUUUUUUUUUUACUUUGUACUUUUAGUCAGCUGAUUUACUCAUGUUGUUUUGUCUGGGUCUUUAGAUUUCCUGCUUUUUAUUUGUGUAAAACAUAAUUUUUUUUAAGAAUAUAAAAAAACUAUGUACAUUUAAAUGACCUGAUUUUAACUUUGCUUUUAGGUGUGUUAGAGUGCUCAGUGUUUUUAAAAACAUAUACCCUCAGUUAAAAUUUGUGUUUGAGUAUUUUCAUUUAUUUUGGUGCCUUUUUAACACAGUUUCAGCUUUAACCAGCAUUAUGUUGUACAGCCGACCUGAUAUAUGCCCAACAUACAAAUGUUUAUUGUGAUGUGAUAAAAGUAAUU